AUGCCUAUUGCCACAUCGAAGCGCUCGGCCCAUGAGUUCCUGUCGGACGAAGACGAUAAGGAUGACAUCUCUAUCGCUUCUAGCAUCGUAGGCCGAAAACGCGCCCGCCGGGGAACUAUAACGGAUGACAACCGCCACCAUAAUGAUAACGGAGAGAACGAGGACGUCCAGGGUGAUGAAGAAGAGAACGGUGAUGAUGACGAUGAGGAAGAGGAUGACUUGGAACUGGAUGAGAAUGGGACAGUGAAGGUGGAACCUGGCAGCAUUCUUCCACCAGCCGAUCCGGAGGUUGAGGAUGAGGAAGAGGUUCUAGGGAGAGAGGGUUUAGAGCUAGGCCCCAAUGAACAGCCUUUCCAGCCUGGGAGUAUCGUACGGAUUAAGGUCAACAAUUUUGUUACUUAUUCACAAGUAGAAGUAUUUCCAGGCCCGAAUCUUAACAUGGUCAUUGGUCCAAAUGGAACAGGAAAGAGUACGAUUCACCUAGGCAGAGCAAAAGAUAUCUCAGAAUUUGUCAAACAUGGAGCCCAAGAAGCAAGAAUUGAGAUUGAACUUCAAGGUCAACGAGGUUCCAGAAACCCAAUAAUAGUAAGAAGAAUUAUUCGAGAAGGCAACGCCUCAAACUUUACUCUAGAUGGCAAAUCAAUAAGCAAUGGGAAAUUGCUCAAAUUCACAAGAUCUUACAGUAUACAAAUUGACAACCUUUGUCAAUUCCUUCCACAAGACAGAGUCGUUGAGUUCGCUGGGCUUAACCCAAUAGAUCUCAUGAGAGAGACACAGCGUGCUGCAGCUCCUCCAAAGGUUCUCGAGAACCACGAGAACUUGAAAAAGUUGGGGAAAAAGUUGAAGGAGAUCUCAAAUGAUUUUGAAUCAGAUCGUGCGACGCUCAAAUCAAUGGAGGACCGCCAAGCUGCGCUUCAGCAGGAUGUUGAGAGACUCCGAGAACGGCAGGAAGUAAUGCAAAAAAUAGAACUCCUGGAAAAGGCGAGACCCUUCAUUGCCUAUACUGCAGCUCGUAAAAAGUCCAACGAGGCGAAGGAAGCAUUCAAAAAGUCUCAGAGAGAAUUGGAAGAGCUGAAAAAUCAGGUGCAGCCGAUGACAGAUGCGCCAAAGAUUAAAAAACGUUACAGAGAUUUGCUGGACAAAUGUGUUAGGGAGAGAAAGACCCUCGUUGAAAAAAAAGAGGAAGAGAUGACCAGAUUCAAGGAUAGAGUUCUUGCCAAAUAUGACGACGAGAAGAAAAAAGUUGAGAAUAAGAGAGAAGCCGAGCGGGAUGCUGAAAAGGGCCGGAGAGAAGCCGUAGGUAAAUUGAGGGGGAAGAUAGAAAAACUAAAGAAAUCGCUUGAGAACGAGCCUCCCGAAAUCAAUCUGCAUGAGUUCAAUCAACGACUGGCCGGGAAACGACGAGAUAUACGAGAGUGCUGGACGAAGGCCGAGGAGAAGAAGUCCGAAAUCAUGCCAAAAAUCGAUCAAGCUAAUCGUAUCAAAACUCAAAUUACUCGCGCACAGACAGAACUCGAAGAUCUUGAGACUGCAACUGGUCAACGCGAGAGAAUGCUGAGAAAUAUGAGCCCUGACACUUUUCGAGCUUGGGAUUAUUACAAAUCUCAUAAGGAUGAAUUUGAGGCUGAGAUUUUCGGACCUCCAGUAUUGACAUGUAGUAUCAAGGAUCCCAAAUAUGCCGAUGUUGUGGAGGCCUUGAUAGGUAAUAACGACAAGAAAUCCUUUGUUUGUCAAACGAGGGCCGACUACUUAAAAUUCGUAAAUGCUUGCUUUGACAAAGGGAUGGGGCUUGCCGAUGUGACUAUUAGAGACUAUUCAACAAGCAGGGCACCAACAUUAGCUCACCAGCCAGAAGGACCGAUUAAGGCGGAGGAGCUGGCUAGAUAUGGGUUUGACGGGUACGCGCUGGAUUAUAUGGAGGGACCAGACCCAGUGCUUAAUAUGCUCUGUAAUGAGACUGGUAUUCAUCGCACGCCCAUUUCCCUCAAGGAUUUCACUCCCGCCCAAAAUAAACAAAUGGAAGAUACAAACAUCGUACAAUGGAUAGCUGGCCGGACAAGCUACAGAAUCAUUCGCAGGAGAGAAUACAAUGCCAGUUCAACACGUUUAGGAAAUGUCAGACCCGCCACAGUAUUCAAAACGCAACAAGUAGACCAAUCCUUGAAAAUCGAGAUAGGGCGCAAAAUAUCUGAGCUUGAGGAGGAACUUGCAAGUGUCGAGGAGGAAAAAAUUGCAAAAGAGAGAGAGCAUCGUGAGAUCAAGGCGAUGCACGAAACGCUCAAAAAGGAAGCGAUAGAUAUCGAUGCGGAAAAGACUGCGAAACAGCAGGAUGUGUUAAAGUUCAACAAAAUGAAAGCAACACUAGGGCCAUUGGAGGAGGACUUGAAGCUAAAGUCUGUUGGGAGUGAGGAAUACAAAGAGAGAAUCAAGGAGCUGUCAAACAAGCUAGUUGAACUAGCUGUCAAGAAAGCAAAAGAUACUUUACAAUAUGGGCGUAUAAUCAAAGAACUGGUGGAUUUGCAUCAGGAUUUGAUGGAAGCCCAACUUCGAUUGGCUGAAGCACAGUCGGAUGUAGAUAUAUUGGAGAAAAGAAUUGAGGAAACCAAGACAAGGUUGGAGAACAAGAAGCAGGAGGUUUCUGAGCUCGAAAGAACAUCGAAGGCUCUCCUUGCAGAGGCCAAGUCUAUGCAAGCCAAGUGCAGGAGAUUGUUUCUCGAGUUCACUGAGGCGGAGAAGGAAAUAAUUAUGGCAUUCCCUGAUACUAAGUCUGGCGAAGACAUUGACCAUGACAUCGAGAUCGAGACGGCCAGGCUCUCCCUCCUUCACGAAGGGAACCCGAAUGCUAUCAAACAGUAUGAGGAUCGGCAGGCUAAGAUCACAGCUCUGACAGCAAAGAUCGCAGCAACAGAAAGGAAAUUACAAGAACUACAGGAUGCGAUCCAGGAGCUACGGGAAGCUUGGGAGCCGAAAAUUGAUAGACUGGUUGCUAAGAUCAGCACAGCGUUCACGAAGAGCUUUGAGAAGAUCGGGUGUGCCGGAGAGGUAAAGGUGCAUAAAGAGGAGGACUUUGACAAGUGGGCGGUUCAUAUUCUCGUUAAGUUCAGAGCGAACGAGAGACUUCAAAUUUUGAAUAACCAACGGCAAUCUGGAGGCGAGAGGGCCGUAUCUACUGUAUUUUAUCUUAUGGCUUUGCAGUCGCUUGCGAGGUCUCCAUUCCGCGUAGUUGAUGAAAUCAACCAAGGGAUGGAUCCAAGAAACGAGAGGCUUGUGCAUCACCGAAUGGUCAACAUCGCAUGCCAAGAGUACACAUCACAGUAUUUCUUAAUUACGCCCAAGUUACUACCAGAUCUGAUGUAUCAUCCACGCAUGAAAAUCCACUGUAUCAACUCUGGAGACUGGAUCGAUGCAGGGUCUGUUCUUGAUAACACCAAAUAUCUAAAGAUAGGCCAGGCACUCAAAGCGCGUGGUACAGUGUUUUAA
Messenger RNA from Morchella sextelata, 3480 nucleotides. RefSeq lists its product as uncharacterized. The coding region runs from base 1 to 3480 and encodes 1159 amino acids. Gene Ontology annotation, cellular component: Smc5-Smc6 complex. The record is from RefSeq and is a predicted model, not a curated record. NCBI's taxonomy places the organism in Eukaryota, Fungi, Ascomycota, Pezizomycetes, Pezizales, Morchellaceae. The transcript has 10 exons. Gene Ontology annotation, biological process: double-strand break repair via homologous recombination. Gene Ontology annotation, molecular function: ATP hydrolysis activity; ATP binding.